Molecule: messenger RNA, 6402 nt
Organism: Myotis davidii
Lineage: Eukaryota; Metazoa; Chordata; Mammalia; Chiroptera; Vespertilionidae
Product: KIAA1210 ortholog
Source: RefSeq, a predicted model, not a curated record
AUGGAUGGAUUACUCCUGAAAAUAUGCAUUUCAAUAGGACCUGAAUGCUUUUGUGUCACUCUGAUACUUAGUGGUCAUCUGGGAAUUGCUAGAUUGGUGGGCCCUUCACAUCACGCAUUACAGUUGCUGGUGCUCAAGGGUCCCAUACAUUCUUUCUUGGCCCUGGUAAACCCUAGUUCCCAGAUUGUUAAUCCUAUUAUGGCUGCAUCACUAAGGGAAGCUUCUGCCAAUCUGGAAGUUCUGGAGGCCAGUGAUGAGAAUAUAAGCCUACAAAAGAAGAUGGCAAUGCAAUGCAGCUUGGUGAAGAAUGAAGGAAAGAAGAAAUCUAAAUUUAAAGCCUUCAAGAAUUUUUUUGGCAAGAAGAAGAGAAAAGAGCCUGAAGGUAUCCAGAGAAGAGGAAGCAGCUUGAAACCAAGCUCGUCCAACAGCAGCAUCAACAGCUCUUCUCUGAAUCUGGUUCAGGAAGGUCAACAAUCUACAUUUAGGGUCAGGGGAAACAUGAGCAAAUCCCUGUCCCAUGAAAGCGUCUUCAGGUCGAAAUCUGAGCUUGAAAGUCCAGAACAUAAAAUAUACCCCUCUCCAGAGCCCCAGAGUGGCAGAUCUCUGAAGAGAGCUCAUAUUUCCAGAACUCUGUCUAUCACUAGUAGUGUGCAUAGACCUGUUUCUGGAACUCUGCUUGGAGUUAUACCCCAUUACGUGCACAGAAGUGGAAUCUGGAUUGGAGGCUCCAAGAUCACUGAGAUUCCACCACUGCGCUCAUGCCAGCCCAUCAACCCAACCCUGAUACGAGCUGACACAAUCCCUAAGGACUUUGAAGAAAUCUCUGCUGCUGCUGAGUCACCUAAGACCCCACAAAAGGCUUUUCCACCGAUGUUGACAAUGGAGAAGAGCUCCUUUGAGCCCUCAUCUAUACCCAUGCGUGCACAGUCCUUGACAACAUUUGCCACGCUCACCUCUCCCAGCAGUCCCCAGCUAUCCGUUAGUUUCAGCACCCCAGCUACCACCCAGGGCUGUUUGGAUUCUUCAGCUGCUCGACACAAGAUGGCUUUAAACCCCCGAAAACAAAAGAAGUACCUUCAAGCGACUGUAAGGGGUCUCUGGUGGACCUGAGAGAAUUUCCUUGUGGUUUUAGAGAGAUCUCUGCAGCAUAUCUCUAAGAGAUUAGACACUUCAAAGGUAGGUGAACCACUUCCAAUAGCAGAGCCAUUUGGAUAUCAGAGAUGUUUUUUCCUGAUUUUUCCCCCUUUGAUCAAGCCAAAGCAGGAAGAGCCAGGCCUCCCACUGGUUUCUGAAGAGAAAGCCAAACCAAAAGCAGUUACCCAAAAGAAGCUGAAAGACAGUGCAGGCCCCUCAAUUCAGGAACAGAGCAUCAAAACUGAGAUUUAUAAGACAACAGACCAGGCUGCAAAUGCAGAUGCUGUUGAGAGUCCAGACUACUCAUGGCCAGCAGCAUAUGGGAGACAGUGUGGAAAAAAAGAAUCAAGUGCUUCAGAAAAGAAUGAGUGUGGAUCCAAAGCAUGCGGCUUUAUACAACCUAGUCGAAGGCCUGGCUUAGGUAAUAGAGCUGGGUACUCAUCUGCUGACAAGAUUGCCAGGGAUAGCCCUUUCUGGCGCUUUUCCUUGGAGAGACAAGUCGUGAAGCAGCCCAGAGCUCCACAAGUAGAAACCACUACUCCUCAUGAGUUUCUUUCAGAUGAAAAUGACAUGGGAAGGAGAAUGGCUGGUUUAGAUUUUAAAACAGGAAAAGCAUCGUUAUCAUGUCUCAGACCUAAAGACAUGAAAGAGUCCAUGGCUAGUGGUCCAUCACAAUACCACGAAGAUGGAACUAAGAAGUCAGAAGCCGUAACUUCUCUUUCAUCAGUGGUGGAAAACCCUUAUACAAGCCAAGAAGUUAUCAUGUUUUCAGUGACAGAGAAGGCUCAGGUGUGUAUGGAUCCUUCUCAUAUUCAGUCAGAAGAGGAUGCUUCCAGCUUUGAUUCAAAAAAUGACCAAUUUGAAAUGAAGUCAGCUCAAGAUAACUCAACUAUCUAUAAAGAAACACCUUCUGGAAAUGUCAUUCAGGCCUUUCCAGCAAGUGUUUUGGACAUGGCAAGUGCUUUGCCAGAGGGAGGAAUUUCUGUAAAGAGGAUGCCUCCCAGAAGCCUUUCCCAAUCUUUGGAGAAGCCAGAAGCUGAAGAAGUCUCCUCAUAUUCAGAUAUUGUUUCAGGGGUGGAAAGUGGUUCUGAUCAGCAGCUGACUCCUGGAUAUGUUUUCCAGUCUUCAAGGAAGCCCAAAGAUGAAGAAUUAUUCUCAGAUUCAGAGAGUGCUUCUUCAGAGGAGGGCAAUGGUUCUGAACAGAAGCUGGAUCCCGAAUAUUCUUUCCAGUCCAUGAUGAAGUCCAAAGAUGAUCAAGAAACCUUCCCAGAUUCUAACAGUUUUCUUGGGAACUUAUGCAGUUCUCAUGAACAGCUGGCUCCCAGAUGUGCUUCCCAGGCUUUGGAGGAGCCUGAAGACAAAGUGCCCACAGAAUCAAAUAGGAAUUCUCAAAAAUACAGUAAUCCUUAUGAUUGGAGCAGUUUUGAGGAAGACAUGCCUCCCAGACAUCCUUCCCCAGCCUUGGGGACGCCCACAGCCCAACAGGAAAUCUCAGUUUCAAAGAAUACAUUUGAGGAUGAGUUGGUUGUAUCUGUGGAGCAGACUCCUCCCAGACACCUUCCUCAGCCCUCUGUGAAGCCAUCUGUUCAGCAGCAACUCUCCUCAGGUUCAGCAAAUGCUUUUUCAGAUUGGGUGUCAACGCCUCCCAUGAACUUUUCCCAUCACUGGCUGAGCCCUAAAUCCGAGGAAGAAGCCUCUGCAGGUCAAGAAAAUAUUGCUCUUGAGUGGGGCAUUUUUAUGGAGCCGCUGCCUCCCCGAGUGCAUUCAAGGCGCCUGAUGAAGCGUAAAGUUGAGCAACCAAUCUCCUCAGGGUCAGAAAUUGCUACUAUUGAAGGGAUCAUGUCUACAGAGCUGACGCCUUCAAGAAAUAAUUCUCAACCCCCAGUGAAACCAAUAGCUGAACAAGAAAUCUCUGCAGGUCCAGAGAGCACAGCUGUUAAGGGGAGCAUUUCUAUGGAGCCUCCUUUUCCUAACGUUUUUGCCCAGCCCAUAAUGAACCCAAAAGUUGAACAAAAUGUGUUCUUAGGUUCAGAGGGUGCUGAUAAGGCCAUUUUAGUGGAGCUAACACUCCCUGAAUGCUCAACAAAUCCUCAAGACCAGCAUGUCUUCUCAGAGAACACUGCUGAUAAUAAGGACAUGUUUGUGGAAUCCCUGCCUCCAGACUACCCUGUCCAGACAUUGGCGAAGCUUAACUUCCAGCCACAGACUAUUUCCAGCGACCCAGGGAGUGCUUCCACAGAAUGGAGUGAUCCUGUGGAGCUGAUGCCUCCCAGACACACAAUGGGCUCCUGGGUGAGCACCAGCUUUGAACAACCCUCUGCAAGUCCAGAGAGCACUGCUGUGGAGUGGGGAAACCCUACAGAGCCACUGCUUCCCAAAAUGCUUUCUCAGUCCCUAAGGAGACCAGUUGCUGAGCAAGAAGUCUUCUCAGGUUCGAUGAGCGCUUCUGAAGAAUGGAGUGGUCUUGUGCAGCCGAAGUCUUCUCUAUACACUUUGCAGCACUGGGUGAGCCCUAAAUUUGAGCAACAAACCAAUGAAGGUCCAGAGCCUUCACAGUGUAGCAUGAAAUCAGUAGUCAACCAACCAAUCUCUGCAGGUCUAAAGAGUGUUGCCAUUGAGGGGGACACUUCUACAGAGAUGCUGCCUCCCAGACAUUGGUCCAUUGUGAGACAUAAAAUCCAGAAAAUGAUGCCAACUUCUGAGAAUGCUGUUGUUGGGUGCAUUUCUGAGAGGCCACUGCCUAUCGAAUAUCCCACCCACUUCUCAAAGCCUAGCAUUCAAGAAAUAUCCUUACAUCCAGAGAACACUGCUGUUGAAGGAGGCAUGUCUAAGAAAUCACUACAUCCCAAGUGUCCUCAGUCAUUUGUGAAAUGUAUGGCACAGCAUGUCUUUUCAGAGAGCCCUGAUAUGGAGGAGCAGGUUUAUGUGGAUCCUCUGUCUUCUAAUCAACCUUCCAAAUAUUUGUUGAAGCCUACAGUUGAGCACCAAGUUUUCUCAGGUUGUGAGAGUGCUGAUAUUGAGGGAGACAUUUCUUCAAAGGUGGUGCCUGCAAAAUGCCCUUUACAGUCCUCGGGGAGGCUUGAAGACCCACAAGGAGUUUUCUCAUAUUCAGAAAAUGCUCCUGUUAAGUGUAGCUAUCCCCAAGAGCAGCUGCAUCCUGGAUACCUUUCCCAGGCAUGGGGGAAGAUUAAGUAUGAGCAAGAAGUCUCCACAGUUUCUGAGAGCUCUCUUAAAGAAUGGAAGAGUUCUGAAGAGCAGCUGCCUUCCAGAUGCCCUAUCCAAGCUGAGGAUGGGGGUGAAUUCCAGCCACAGAUGUCCUCAUCAGGCUCAGUCAGUGUACCUGUAGAGAGGAGCAGUGCUGAGAAUCGGCUGCCUCCCAGACACCCUUUUCAGGCUUUUGCAGACCCUCAAUAUAAGCAACAAGUUUAUUCAAGUUCCAUGAGUACUGCUGCCAAGGGAAUCAUUGUUGAGCGCAAUCCUAGCGGCCAGGCCCUCCCAAGAGGUCCAGCUUCUCCAAGCAAAACUAGGGGACACAGCCAAGACUCUGAAGACCUCUUUAAGAACAUUUUGACUCCUGAUACCAAAUCUGUGAAGUUCGCCCUUGAUCCUGCCUGGCCACCAUCCACUUCUGGGGACACUUACACUAAGGAGGAUGUUCUCGAGAGUAGUGAUCAAAAUAAUGACUAUUCAAAUUUAUCCAACAGUGAGGCUGAUGUUGAAAACCUCUUUGGAGUUCAACUGAAGAGAAUCCCUUCCUCAGAGAAGUACAAGAGUGAGGAACAAAACCAUUCUACCAAGCUUCCUUCACUCUCCUUAGGCCCAGUUUCAUCUUACACAGACAGAGAACCACAAAUCAUAAGUGCUUCCCAAGGGCUCCUGGGCAUCUCCAAGAACCUUACCACAACAUCUGACAUUGCAGAGAAGCAACAGAGCAAGCCCCAAUCUGAUAGCAUGCUCAAGAAGAAACCUGAUUACAAGAUCCCAGGGAAGGCUCCUGGUAAACUAUCAGGUUAUGCCACCUUAGACCCAUCUUGGAUAACCAGGGUCAAGCAGAAGCAGAAGAAUUCCCUGACCCAGCUUCCUACGCAAGAGCUGAAUAGAGCUGCAGCAAAGGCUGACAUCAAGGUGCCUACAUAUGAGGGAGCUGACCUUGCAAAACAAAGCCAACAAAGAGAGAUUUCCACUUCCAAUGUCGAUGGACAGGAGAAGAAGGCACAGAUGAAGUUACCUGACUCCAUCAAAGCAGCAGGAUAUGAAAAUGAGAAGAUAAUUCAAGUGCUUGCCAUGAGAAAAGAAACCAGAAAACCUUCAGCUGACCCAGCCAUGUUCCAAGAGCCAGAUGAGCCAAUUUGGUUCUCCAUGGCCAAGGAGAAAGCCAAAGCAUGGAGCCAUAUAACAGAAACCAUGUAAUAAAUAGCUCCUGGGUGGAGCAUCAGCAUUUCAAAUGAUAAUUGCCAAGAGCUUUAUUAAUGCUAUGCACUGAAUUAUUUAGAUAUGUAACCAUUUUCUAAUAAGCAAAAAGCCUUAUAAUGGUAAUUAAAGCUAAUAAUUAUGUGAGCGAGACAAAUGCCACAAAUGCCUGAUGUUUAGUUCAGCCAUUGCCAGCAUCUGAAAAUCCAGCAUUUCCUCUAUAAAAACUAUGUAAAAUAUUUGCGGUACUAUAGAAUUUUGAAAUCUUUAAUGUUGGACAUGGUGUUUCAGAAGGGCAAAAGCAAAAACAUUUUGUUGGAGCAACUAAGAUAGGGGUCAUUUCCCUUAAUCAAAUAAAUUAAUUCUAGUGGAAAUGUCCAGAUCAUUUGGCCCAAGGAUUGGCUUUUAGGUUUAUGAGCCUAGUUAAGUACUUUAGUUUUUGGUUGCUGCUCUAAGCUUUACCAAGGCCCCUAGAAGAGGUGGUGGAAGUGAAAAUCCUGGGUCUCCAAGAAAAAUUUUGCACAGCUCACCCCUCAGUCAGCACAUUGCCCUUUAAAACACCUUUGUAUACCUGGGAAAUCUCAAUGCCUGCAAUUUAUUCAGAGCUCUCUCUUUACACAUUCACCAUAUCAAUUUGUCACAGGUCUGGCAGCAGUGAGUACCUUCCUGUGAGGCAGAAUAUUUCUUGGAGAUUAUCAUGCUCCUCUGGAUGGUUAGUUCACCAGUCUUUGACUGCUUUCCCCAGUGCCACUGCGACCCUCUCCAGUUGCUCAGAAGUGUACUAGAUAUCAUAUAUAUCCUGUUUGUUGUUGUUGUUAAUCCUCAACCAAGGAUAUUUUCCAUUGAUUUUUUUAGAGA